Molecule: messenger RNA, 186 nt
Organism: Laccaria bicolor S238N-H82
Lineage: Eukaryota; Fungi; Basidiomycota; Agaricomycetes; Agaricales; Hydnangiaceae
Exons: 2
Coding region: 1-186 (61 amino acids)
Source: RefSeq, a predicted model, not a curated record
AUGGCGGAUGUGGUCAUUCCAGCUAACAAGGAGGAUCAGGGGGUCACUCUGCGAGUUCCAUGGGCAUCAAGAUGCCAGACAGUGGAGGCAGACAUCAAUGUCCAGGAGCAGAAGUUGAGGGAUGUGAGUGUACAACCAGGCCAUGAUGGAGAAAUGCCCAGGUCCACUUUUGCAGCCCUCCAUUGA